Messenger RNA from Ruditapes philippinarum (Manila clam), 6447 nucleotides. RefSeq lists its product as uncharacterized. The record is from RefSeq and is a predicted model, not a curated record. Bases 118 to 2868 code for a protein of 916 amino acids. The transcript has 14 exons. Lineage: Eukaryota; Metazoa; Mollusca; Bivalvia; Venerida; Veneridae.
CGAAGUCGUUAUAGUUACCGCCACGGACUGUUGCGACAUCAGUCACGUGACCUUACCGGCUAGGGCUUUCCGCAGACGACAUUUUACGGCAAACCCUUAAUCUACACAGACGUUAAAAUGUUUUGGAUAUUUGUAAGCAGUGCGCUUUUCCUCGGAUACGUGUCCUGUGGUACAGAGUACACGUUAGGAAUGACUAUACAGUCGCCGAGUGUCACGGAGGUCUAUCUCGGACAGAAACUUGUUCUUCAAACCACAGCCACCUUUGCUGAAGCAGCAACUACAACGGGCGUAGUUAUCGAGCUUAUACCGUCCAUUCAGUCGACGAUUUUCGCUAUUUGCAAGAUAUUGAGCUACACAAAGGGUUCGAGAUUGACAACACCCGACACCACUCUGGAUACCGGAAGUUUUGAGGGCAAAUAUGACUUGCACUACGGUCAGGAUUAUACAGACGAAACUUUGAAACAAAGAUUCUACGAUAGGGCUGUAUUCACGAUAGGGGAUGUGCAAGGCGGUGUAACGGGCGGGGCUGAGGCCGAUUAUCAAAUCGUCAUAGAGUACGAAGUCGUGUAUGUAUCUGCCGCCGGAAAUGCUGAUCUGUCGGAACAAAGCAUGGGCUCUGGUAUGGAAUACGACGGCGGGAACUAUAUCUGGAUUAGCAUAUGUAGCAUAAACAUUAGGACGUCCGCUGGGACAGGGACCUCUGAGACAUCUGACACUACGUUCGCAAUAAAUAAUGGCGGCAGCGAAGACAUCCAAGUGAUGACGCCUAAAGAAAUCUUGGUCACCAUAAAAAGUCCAAGGUCGGCGUCAGCUUUGACGUUCGAGGUUGUCGGAAUGAAUAGUACGGACGUUGAAGGGUUCUCCGUGCAAAAAAUAGAGUUGGUGUCCGUGGGUGAAGCGUAUGCGUGUAAUACUAUUAAAGAAAACAUUUACGUGCACGGUUAUAGCACGUGUCCAUUGAGUUCAUCUUUGAUUCUUGAUCUGGGAAAACCGAUUAAUGCAGAGUCCAAAGAGCCGUCCCCAGAUACUAACAAGUAUGCCUUAGUAGUAAAAGCCGUGCUGAUGGUGGAUAAUCCAAACCUUGUAGGUGAAACACUAGGGGUUGGUUUUGGAUUUGAUAUCGACGGUAGUGAGGUUUGGGUCACUGACAUUGACCUUAAUGUGAUUGCUGCUCCUACACCGCCUGCUGUCACGUUCAUUGCGACAGGAGAUAGCGGCCAAACGACAAUAUCGCCAGGUUUUGCAGGUGGUGCCUCCAUAGCCGUUACGAUUCCAAGGGGAACAAACCCACAUUUUACUUUUAGCAUCACUUCAACGGCUAAUUCAGCAGUGACCAAUGCUUUGAGCAUUCUAACAAUUAAUCCAGUGUCGCACGGUGAUAAUAUUCCAUGUCCUAUACCAAGUACAGCCAUUAAUAUUGUACGAGUUGAAAGUACGACGACACCAGGUCUGUUUGAAAGCGCAAGCUUGUCUGUAAACGUUUCUAACACAAAUAUGCAACCGAAUACAACGUCCGAUUCUGACGUUUAUAACUUUAACGUUUAUGUUAUGAUGAUGCCGUCGGCUACAGAGUCAGAGACUUUUGAUUUAAAUAUUCAAAUUGACAGUCAGUCGGUGCAGGUGGUUACAUUCACUGCUGGGGGUCCUGGAGAAUAUCCAGAGAACGUCAACUAUACCUACACGAUUGACUGCGGAAAUACCCUUAAAUUAAGUGGUUCUGUGUUGUCCUACACAGUUACCAUUGAUACAACACCUGGGAUAACUGCUGGGAGCAUGACCAUUGAAACCCCCAUCCCUGUUAACAUAUCAGACUCGUAUUUGGAAUUCGUCAGUGCUACAGUCAAAAAUAAAGGUGUCAAUCCAGUCUGCAUACCUUUUGGAGAAUUAACAGCGGUCGUAACUGACUGGGAAACUGGUUCAGGUCUCAAAGAUAAAGGUUCAAUCUUCGUGCCGCUGAUGUGUAACGUAGAGAUCGACUCUACUGAUGAGAAUGCAAACAAAGUGGAUAUCGAGGUGAAAGUUAAACUCAUUGAUAGUGCUGAAAAGAAUGCGGCUGAUCGAACUGACUUGGAUGAGUUUGGCAUUGGAGUGAAGAUUGGAAACAAAAUUUGGGUAGCUAGUUGUGGAUUCAACACGAAAGCACCGAUUGACGACUUGAAACGUUACAAUGGCGUGACAAUUGAGGAUGGAUAUGGACCAGUACCUUUCCCGGCUGACCUGGAGCUACAAUGGAGUCCGGAUAAUGUCAAUUUCCAUACCCAUAACCACCCAUUUGGUACAGGUGUUGCUGGUACUGGCACGACAACCUAUCCGAUUGAUCCACCACUGUAUGCACGUUAUGCGAGACUCAUAAACAAUGAUGGGGGUAACGGUACAGAAUAUACUUUUGAAACCACGGCGGUCAGUGAUGACAUUGACUUCCACGGGUCGACCAGUUCCACAAUUAACUUGAUGUCACAAGUGCAGUUCCUCCUAGAUGGUAACGAAACCACAUGUCUGACGCUGCCGUCAACCGCCUCCACUGAAACCGCCACUUAUUACUGGGCUAACUUUAAAACAUCCGUGUUUCGUGUCAAUGACACUGCCGCUUUUAACCUAAAACUGACAGGACAUGGACUGCAAUGUAACACGUUGGCUGGACCUCAAGUCACUCUGGUCAUGCACCCAAAGAACUCGGACACACUCACAUUUCUGGGAAGACGCAAGAAAUGCAAGGUAACAAACGAGGUUGCAGGACCGCCGGUGUCAUGCACUUAUGAGUGCGCAUGCUCAGAUGCGACUACGUGUGCUAACGUCAGUCUUGUCCUCUAUUAUGACGGAACAGUGACAAGUGACUACAAGCUAUGUGACGUAUCGGCAACACAGUAAGCAGACAAUAUUUAGCAGAUGACAUAACGAUAUUUAGCAGACAACAUAAACAUUUCAGAAUUCUUUUAAAGGACUUCACUGAUGUGUCAAAGCCUAAAAACAUACAAUUUUAAUUUCUUACUUAGAUCAUCUUGGGCACUCAAAACAGAGAAAUAUGGAAAACGUAAUUAAGAAAUAUAAAAAGAAAUCAAUUAAAAUUUGUAUUUUUGGGCAAUUCUACGCCCGAAUGGAGUAAUAACUUAAAAGCGUUGCAACGCUUUUCAGUUUCAGACCAUUUUUCACAAUUUGAAUAAUUACUCCGGAAAAGGGAGUGAGCAAAUAGCCUGAAAUUCCGCAUGUUCUUCUGUCUGCCUUUUUAGGAUUUUUGGUUUAUUAAUAUGUUCUGUCCUAAAUGCUAUAAAUUAGGUCAAGGUUCAAAACAUUUACAUAACUUACAACCCAGUGACAACAUUUACUUUUUUUAUGAGUGUCACCAGAACGUGUUUUAUAAUACACACAUUAUAUUGUUAGUAUAAAAGGAAGCAUACAAUGAAAUGGAAAAGGAUAAAUAAUUGUAAAAUAAAGUAUAAUGCUUGCAAUCAUUUUAGAUGUAUCUUUUGUAAAUUUUUGCGAGUGCGUGUAUAAGGAUGUGUGGGCACGCAGGAUUGCAAGUUUUUCCUCUUGCAUUAUAUCAAUUUAGGCAAUCUUACUUAACUAUCGCCCUUAUCACUGCUUAAUUUCGGAAGGAUUGUGACUUUAUGAUUGUUAUUGUUUAUAUUGCAUCUGUGUAUAUAUGUGUUCAUCUGUGUACGAGCUCUUAAUUAAGGAAAUCAAUUGCCAUCAAGAUGUAAUGAAUUUAAUGGCACAUUAUGCCUCAGAAAUGAAUAAAUUUUUACUUUUUUAACUUAGAAAGGGCAAACAUGAAUUAAAUAACAUUUAAAUAAUGAUUUCAGAGUAAUAUUAAGGCUUGUAAUCUAAAGUAAGUAGCGAUAAAUGUAAAAUAAUGUGUCAUAAAAGUGGCAACAUGUAAACAAAGUAGUACAUUGUGUAUUUUGACUUCCAUGCAAAAUACUAAAUGACUAUUAAUGUAAGAAGCAGAUGAACAUUAUGGUUCAUGUAAUUUGCAAAGAGUAACAGUUUGGAAACUUUAAAAGUAUACCAAAAAUAAAAAGCUUUUGAGAAAUAUAAAUAUAAACAUUUCUGAGGCAUAAUGGGCCUUUAAAGAAUACUAUUAUAGAAUGCAACCACUACGGUAUGUAAUAAUGUUAUGAAUUAUGUAAUAUUAAAAUAUAUUUUAUGAUAUUUUAAAGAUUCAACAUGAAUUCAUAAACUUAUUACAUGUAUUAGAUUACAAAAAUGACUUAACAAAAACUAUACUAUGAUAAUGAAUUUACAUGUAAUAAUAAAAAUAUAAUACGAUUUUUGAAUGACCAAACUUGUGAUAACGAUACACUAUUAUAUCUAAAUAAAUCAACAUAAUAUCAUGUUAUGGAAUAUAAAUUGAAAUGAAACACCAUGUAAAUGUCAAAUUUUCAAUGUUUUAUAAUGUAACAAAAGAUUACAAUAUUAAGUAAAUGAAUCAUUAUGUUGUAACAAAGAGUUCUAAUAAUAUCUGAUUGAAUCAAUAUGUAAUAACAAAACUAUACUAUGAUAGUUUAAUGAAUUGACAUGUAUAAACAGAAAAUUCUAUACGAUUUGAACGCAAUUCAUGAAAACAAAGAUAAACUAUGAUAUUUUAACCAAUUAAUCUGUAAUAACAAAGAUAUAUUAUGAUAUUUGAAUGAAUCAAAAUGUAAUAACUAGGAUAUACUAUGAUAUUUAUAUCAACUGUGAUAACUAAGAUAUACUAUUACAUUUGAACGAAUCAAUCUGUAAUAACAAAAAUAUACUAGACAUUUAAAUGAAUCAAUCUGUAAUAACAAAGAUAUACUAUGAUAUUUGAAUGAAUCAAUCUUUGAUUCAUCUGUAAUAACAAAAAUAUACUAUGACAAUGGAUUGAAUCAAUCUGUAAUAACAAAGAUAUACUAUAAUAUUUAUAUCAACUGUAAUAACUAAGAUAUACAAUUACAUUUGAACGAAUCAAUCUGUAAUAACAAAGAUAUACUAUGAUAUAUGAAUGAAUCAAAAUGUAAUAACUAAGAUAUACUAUUACAUUUGAAUGAAUCAAUCUGUAAUAACAAAGAUAUACUAUGAUAUUUGAAUGAAUCAAUCUGUAAUAACAAAGAUAUACUAUGAUAUUUGAAUGAAUCAAUCUGUGUAAAGAUAUACUAUGAUAUUUGAAUGAAUCAAUCUGUAAUAACAAAGAUAUACUAUGAUAUAAGAAUGUGUCAAACUGUAAUUACAAAGACAUAUUAUGAUAUUUGGAUGAAUCAAUCUGUAAAAACAAAGAUUUACUAUGAUAUUUGAAUCAAUCAAUGAUAUAUUUCAAUGAUAUUUGAAUCAAUCUGUAAUAACAGAUAUAACUAUUAUAUUUAAAUGAAUUAAACUGUAAUAACAAAGAUAUAUAGUAUUUUAAUGAAUCAAUCUGUAAUAAAAGAUAUAUACUAUGAUAUACUGCAAAGAUAAACUAUGAUAUUUGAAUUAUUUAAAUCUAUAAAUAUAUACUUUUAUUGAUACUCUGUGAUAUUUAACAUGUAAACACAAAGAUAUUUAUAUAAAAUUUGAUUGAAUCAACAUGUGAUGAUAAAGAUAUAAUAUACAUAUGAACAAUGAAUCUUGUGGGUGGUUUUGUGCUUAAUAUAAAGAUUUAGAGUCAAUUUUCUGCUCUUAAUUUCACAUAUAAUUACAUAUUUGCACCUGUGACAUUUUUACAUAUUACUAAAAUCAUUUCAAGGUCUCGAUUUUUAUGCAUCAUUUCUCCCUGUUUUGCUUUUUUUAUCACGUUCAAUUUCCUGUAAAUUUAAUAGCUCUCAAUACAUACAAUGUACAUGUACUUAUAUUUAUGCACGUCAUAGAUACACUUAGUGUUAAAGAUAGCAAGUUUUUUUACUAAUGAACACAGAUAAAUUUAAAGCAUGCAUACAGAUUCAUGCAAAUGUUCGUGAUUUUUUUCUUCUGUAAAUGUAUUAAAAGUAAAAUAUUGUUCAAUAAUGAAUAAAGGAAGUAAUUUAGAAUUUGCAGACAGCAUUUACAAUUUAUGUAAAUUACAAAAGUAGGUCAGAAUAUGCAAAAAAUAUCCAAUACUGCGUAAAUCACGCAUUAUAAAUAUGAUGAUAAAUACUGCAAAAUCAGUCAUUGUUUACAUAUUAUAUGUAAAUUAUUUCUUGAAUUUUAAGAGUAUAUUUUAUUUAUUAAAAUGCUUGCAAAUUUUUCUCAAAAAUGAUUUUAUUGAAAAUAUUUUUUGACUCAUCUGGAGGUAUAGCAACUUUAAUAUUCAAUAUAAAUACCGACAAGCAAACGGGUUUAUCAGCAUUGGAAAAGAGAUGAUCCUUAAAUCACUGUUUGUAAAUUAUACAGUUAUGUUAGCUCAUAUUCAAACCAAGUUAAUUCAUAAAACAACAAUAUUCCGCCCUCAUAUAAAUUGUAUUUUGUUUUCGAUAAUUAAAAUUUUAUAAUUGUUACUUUCUUAGCUUGCUUAUUAAAAUAUUUGCUUCAAAAAUG